This is a messenger RNA of Pundamilia nyererei, 495 nucleotides long. RefSeq names its product protein AF-9-like. The transcript has 4 exons. Gene Ontology annotation, molecular function: chromatin binding. The annotation marks the transcript as partial. The record is from RefSeq and is a predicted model, not a curated record. Gene Ontology annotation, cellular component: transcription elongation factor complex. Lineage: Eukaryota; Metazoa; Chordata; Actinopteri; Cichliformes; Cichlidae. Gene Ontology annotation, biological process: positive regulation of DNA-templated transcription.
AUGGACCCGUCUUUAGUAACGCUAACCCUGCGUCUUUGUGCUCUGCAGGGUGCUGUACAGGUGAAACUGGAACUUGGUCAUCGUGCCCAGGUCCGAAAGAAACCCACGGUGGAAGGGUUCACCCACGACUGGAUGGUGUUUGUGCGAGGACCAGAGCACAGCAACAUCCAGCACUUUGUGGAGAAAGUGGUUUUUCAUCUGCACGAAAGCUUCCCGAAACCAAAGCGAGUGUGCAAGGAUCCACCGUACAAAGUGGAGGAAUCUGGAUACGCAGGCUUCAUCUUGCCCAUCGAAGUUUAUUUCAGAAACAAGGAAGAACCGAAGAAAGUUCGCUUUGAUUAUGACUUGUUCCUCCACCUGGAAGGUCACCCGCCCGUCAAUCACCUCCGCUGUGAGAAGCUCACCUUCAACAAUCCAACAGAGGAGUUUCGUAGGAAGUUACUGAAAGCUGGAGGGCAACGAAAUCCUCACAAAAGAAGUUCAGAAGACUCAAAG